Molecule: messenger RNA, 1215 nt
Organism: Mollisia scopiformis
Lineage: Eukaryota; Fungi; Ascomycota; Leotiomycetes; Helotiales; Mollisiaceae
Exons: 2
Coding region: 63-1133 (356 amino acids)
Biological process (GO): protein import into peroxisome matrix, docking
Cellular component (GO): peroxisomal membrane; peroxisomal importomer complex
Molecular function (GO): signaling receptor binding
Source: RefSeq, a predicted model, not a curated record
AUUGUACAUUUCUUGAUGCACGACAACAUUCCCAUGCACCAGAAAGCUGUCAGCACUGCACCAUGAGUGACUCGGACGAAAAUAAGAAACCUGGAUUGCCACAAUGGCAGCUCGAGACAAAGACAGAAGAUGCGCAAAAGACUGCUGAAGCAACUCCAGAGUCCCCAAAUCGAGAAACGAUUAUCGAGCAGGCGCGCAAGUUCCUCGAGGAAGAUGAUGUUCGGAAUGCCACAACAGACAAAAAGAUUGUUUUCCUCGAAAGCAAAGGGCUACAGCCAGAUGAGAUUCAGUCGUUAUUAGGCGUCACUCGAAAUGAGGAAGCGACAUCAAAAGAUGUUCAGAUUCAAGACUCCAAGAUGUCAGAAUCAUCACCCACACAAUCAAUCCCACAAUAUACAACACAACAGCCGUCUAUCUCAUCCGCGCCUCCAAUAAUUACCUAUCCCGAAUUCCUCACAACCCCCACAUCCCCCUCACCUCUGAUAACCAAGAACCGCCUCCUCACAACCCUCUACCUAUUCUCUGGCCUGUCCGCCCUCCUCUACGGAACACACAACUAUCUAAUAACCCCCAUGGUAGCCUCCUUAACUGAAUCACGCCUGGAACUCGCCCAAACUUCCAAGACCAAACUCUCCCAAUUCAUCACGAAACUCGAGUCUAUCGUAUCGGAAGUUCCCUCUGAGGCUAUACCAAAACAUAUCUCCGCACAAGAGGAUGGAGAAGAAAGCGAUGAGGAUCCUACUGAGAUGUUUCAUCGAGAUAUAGGUGUCCAGACUUCUCCACCUGCAUCUCGACCCUCGUCUCCCUCUCCAGAAUCGGCAGAAUCGAUAUUGGGGAAUCAAACGGGUCGAUUAAGUAAGUUGAGGGAGUCGCUGCAGGGACUAGUGGACGAUAAUUCGAGUGAGGGGCAUGAUGUUACGGAGUUGGAGGGCACGAUUGGUGUUCUACGAGAGUAUUUGGAUGGGAUGGCUUAUGUGGCGCCAACUUAUGGGUAUGGAGGGUAUGGUAAUAGUCAGUCUAAGGAGCAGGAUGAUGAGAUCAGUAGGGUGAAAGCUAGUAUUAGAGGUGUGAAGGGUGUUUUGCUCAGUGCGAGGAGUUUUCCUGGGGUGAAGGCUGGUGUAGGGGUCAGGUAGCGACAAUAAUUCAAACGUCCAGAGCAUUUCGAAGUCCAUAAUAUAUGUGAUUUCCUAAAGCUAUGAAGCUCAUAUUAGGGCU